Mucor velutinosus is the source of this 549-nucleotide messenger RNA. RefSeq lists its product as uncharacterized. The record is from RefSeq and is a predicted model, not a curated record. Gene Ontology annotation, biological process: intrinsic apoptotic signaling pathway. The coding region runs from base 1 to 549 and encodes 182 amino acids. Gene Ontology annotation, cellular component: mitochondrion. The transcript has 3 exons. Lineage: Eukaryota; Fungi; Mucoromycota; Mucoromycetes; Mucorales; Mucoraceae.
AUGGCAUUGAUGCUACGACGCACCGUCCAAUCCACAUGUCGUCAAAGUUAUAAGCGAACAUUAACAACUGCCUCCAAAAAGAAGAAUUGGACAGAGAACUUAGCAACGCCUGUUGCAGCAGAUAUGAUCGGCACACCAGAUCCAAUUUCAAAUCUUAGACCCGUAAAGUAUUAUAUACCGCCUAAUGAGACAGCAGAGGAGAAGGAAUGGCGAGAAUCAUGCCAACGAGUAGAUGCGUUCAACGAGGACUUUUGGCAAAAGAACAACACUCUAUUCAUGAAUGCCAAAGCAGAGUUUGAAGACCAAUUCAAAGCAAGAGGAGAGGAAGUGACAGCAGAGGCCAUGUCCAUGUUUUACAAGGACUUUUUGAACAAGGCCUACGAUCGCCAGAUGGAAUACAACCGCACCUGGUGGAAAAUGAACGUUGCUCAAUUAUACCCUGGAUUCAAAGCUGCCAUCCGCUCACUCAGUAAAUCAAAGCAUGAAACUGCUCAUGCCGCUCAGCUCAGCAAAGGGAAUGGUUUCUGGGAAAAAAGCUUUGAAUCAUAG